Molecule: messenger RNA, 2105 nt
Organism: Impatiens glandulifera
Lineage: Eukaryota; Viridiplantae; Streptophyta; Magnoliopsida; Ericales; Balsaminaceae
Product: protein PLASTID TRANSCRIPTIONALLY ACTIVE 12, chloroplastic
Exons: 8
Coding region: 149-1777 (542 amino acids)
Biological process (GO): positive regulation of red or far-red light signaling pathway; response to light stimulus; plastid transcription
Cellular component (GO): nucleus; chloroplast
Source: RefSeq, a predicted model, not a curated record
CUUGUAAACUGAGAAAAAGAAAGAGAAAGAGAGAGACCUUAAACCCUUGAGAAUUCCCAGUUCGAUUUCUAUCACUCCAGCACUAAUUGUAUACCUUAUCUCUAUAUGAAUGGGAUCAAUUAAUUGGAUUGUUUUGAACUGAGAAAAAAUGGCGUCUUUAUCUCCAACUUUGUUGUAUCAAGAUCGAGGUUUGAGAAUUACGGCUGCCGGAGAUGUUCUUGUCGCUAAGAAAUCCCCUUUCCAUCCUUUUCAGAUAUCAUUUGCAGGUUCAUUUGCAGCACCCAUAUGGAAAUCAAGAAUUGGGUUGCGUAAAAAAUCAAAAACAACUCUUUCAUAUCCUUGUAUAAAGUGUGAGAAUUCAGAGAAUAAGGAAAACGAAGAGAAUAAAGAAAACGCAGAAAAGAAAGAACCUUCCAUCAAGCAUGUAACUGUUGAGCGGUUUCCAUAUUACAGUUACUUGGAUUCAACAUCCGGGCAGCUUGAACCUGCCUCUGGCGCUCGUGCAAGUAUCCCCGGCCAAGAUUAUUGGCCUGAGGGAACAGCCAGUCGAGUCAGAGCUGCCAAUGCUCCUGAACCAAGUGGAGUACCGUCAGGAUCUUCAUCUUUUGGUAAGAAACCAGGAAGUAGGAGAAAGAAAUACAAUUCACCAGCUUCUUCCGAUUCUUCGGAAGUAAGUGUAGUCACAAGUGAUGAGUUAGAGUUGGUUGACGAUGGAUCUGAAGAAUCCAAAGAUGUAUCAUCUGAUUAUGUUGUCUAUGAGACAGAACAAGUGAAAGAGAACUUAACUGAAUACGAGUUAAACAAGAAACUUGGUCUUCCUCACCCAUUUAUUGAUCCUAAAGUGAAGAAACCAAUAGAGGAGGCUCUCACUAGCGAUGAACUAUGGUGGAACUGGAGAAAACCAGACAAGGAACAAUGGUCCAGAUGGCAGAGACGACGCCCCGAUAGCGAAACUGUGUUUCUUAAAGCUAUGGCUGAGACUGGUCAGAUAAAGCUUUAUGGUGAAACUCCAACUUUAACAGAGACAUCUCUUUACAGAGCUAGACGUCAUAUUUUCAAAGAGGAGAGACUACAGGCUGAGCAGGAGAGAUUGGAAAGAAUAGGUCCACUUGCAUUCUACUCAGAAUGGGUAAAAGCUUGGAAGAGGGACACUUCACGUGAAGCUGUUCAAAAACAUUUCGAGGAGACUGGUGAAGAUGAAAACACACAGUUAAUCGAAAUGUUAUCUCAUCAAACCGAUAGAGAGUAUAGGAUAAUGAUGGGAACUGAUAUUCGAAUAAAAAGGGAUCCUUUGGCUAUGAGAAUGCGGGAGGAUCAGAUCAAAGAAAUUUGGGGUGGAGAUCCGGUGUAUCCAACUAUCAAUUAUAUCCAAGAUCCAGAUGAGGUGAUUGAUUUCAGGGGUCCAGAUUUUCAUGAACCAACCCCGAAUAUGUUGUCUUAUCUGAAAGAGCAUGGGAAGAUAAUAUCAAGAGAUGAGCUUGAUCAGAUCUUGGCCAACGAGAAAACUGAAGAGCUUGAGGUAGCUGACAUGGAUGAGGCAUUGGCUCAAGCAAUUGAUAUUGGGGAAAAUGAUGACGAAGCAGGGGACAGUGAAGCCGAGGAAGAAGAAGAGGAAGAGAAAAUAUCGCGAAAUUGGAGUGUUCUGAAGACUACUCCCCAGCCAAACAAAUCCAAGGUGGGUAAGCCGAAGAAAGAUGACAUGUCUCUAGAAGAAGCUGUUGUGGAUUCAGAAAACUUAACCGAUUUCCUCCUUGACUUCGAUGAAAGCGACCAAUAAUAAGUAAGUUACAUUUGUUUUUACAUAUCCUUUAAUUAUUAUUAGGGGAAACCGAAAUCAGAAGUCAGAUUGAAUGAUCAUAAUAUUAUAUGGAAAUUCUUUGAUCCUUGGAUUUUGUAAUUCUCUUAUCUCAAUUGGUAUUUGUAUUUGCUCUCAGGUCUUCAGAUAUUCAAUAGCUACCAUACAGACAGGUACUUGUGCUUGGUGUAUGGAAGGAGAAAUUGCAUUAUUAUUUGGUCACCUUUGUAGUAGUAGUGUAAAGCAACUCUUUCUAGGAUAUAUAUAAUUUGAAUUGUCUUCAUAAGAUAAAACAACAUUAUUGACUUUA